UAAAGUUGCACCAUAACAUUAAAUGUAUAAGUUUAGGUUGUACCAUAAAGCAAUUUGUACCCUUAUGUUAUGGUACAACUUUACAACUUGAAGUUGUACCAUCACAUAAAAGUACAAGUUCAAGUUGUACCAUAAAAGAAUUUCUACAAAAAGUAUAGGUACAAUAUGAAGUUGUACCAUAACGUAAAUGUACAAUUUUAAGUUGUACCAUAAAGGCAAAAACCUAUAGCACCAACGUUAUAUAGCAUUGUAAAAUUUCUUUAAAGAAAGAUAAAGGAAUAAGGUGUGGUUCUAAUGCCAGGCAAUAGAGAUUACAUAGUUUUAACUUUUAUCUCAGAUUUUGUUUGAACAUCAGUUAUUUUUUGAUUCAUAAUUUGUGUGUGAGUUACACUCGUUUGAUGCUUAGAUUUAUCAAAUGGGGAGACUCAUGAGAUUCAUGCAUUAUAAUCCCUUUCAUCAAGUGUAGAUUGAAUAUAAACUUCAAAGUCUUGAUAUUUUUUGAAGCAUAUCUAGUUUGAGCUCGAUGUUUCCUUUUUUAGAACGGAUAAAAUCUUCAAACACCAAACAAAUAAAGUGAAAAGAGCCGAUGAUGAUUUUUGUUUUGUUUUAAUGUUUUGGAAUUUUUUAAUUACAAUUUAAUUUUGAAUUAAUAAUUUCUUAUAUGGCAUAUAAGUGGAUAACAAAUAAGCGCCACAUCAUUAGUAGUCAAACAUAGAUUAAUCACCAUUAGGUUAACGGUUAACUUUAACAGUCAAAUGAAAUUUGUGUAACACAAUUGGCGUUGACUCUCAAUAAAUUGAACUAUUAUUGUAAUUAUUUUAAUUCCGUAAUACAAAUGAAAAAGUCGAUAAAGUUGAUAUUUUCACCAUAUUAGCCUUUUUUACUUGGUUUAGGAUACUUGUCAUAGUUUCACUUGUAAAUCUUAACAACGUUCUCUCUAUGUAGACUGUAGAGCGGCAUGGCUCUCUUAAUUUACGAGACUUGUCGUUAUAUAUAUGCGUGUGACAGACGGUCUAACUGGCGAUGAUAAGGAAGAGAACCAACGACAGGAGCACCAACCGCGCGCAAUGUUCGAGCUUAUGGCGAACCUGCACAAGCUUAAGGCUGCUAAUGCAAAUUCAUGCUUCUAUACUAGUGAAAGGCUUCAAUUCAAGUCCAGCAGCUCUAAGAGAGCUCAUUUUCGCGAGUGCGAUUGCAAUUCCUGGCACCAUAGAUUACGCCCACCAACUGUUCGCUCAAAUUACCGACCCGGACACUUUUAUGUGCAACACCAUGAUGAGAGGAGCAGCUCAGAGCCAAAACCCACUGAGAACUGUUUCCGUGUAUAACGUGAUGGCGCGUUCUGGUGCAAAGCCUGAUAAUUUCACGUUUCCCUUCUUGGUCAAAGCUUGUACGAGGCUUCAGUGGAGGAAAAUGGGUAGUUGUGCCCAUGGGAUGGUGGUGAGAUUCGGGUUUGGAGGAAACAAUUUUGUGAGGAACACGAUUGUCUAUUUUCAUGCUAAUUGCGGGGAUUUAGGAGUAGCAAGAUCGAUUUUUGAUAAUAUGGUGGAGAAGGAUGUUGUUGCUUGCUCUGCCUUGAUUGCAGGAUAUGCAAGGAGAGGGAACUUGAAUGUCGCCAGGCAGCUGUUUGUUGAAAUGCCAGUUAAAGAUUUGGUGUCUUGGAAUGUGAUGAUUACUGGGUAUGCAAAGAGAGGGAAGAUGGGUAGUGCGAGGGAGCUCUUUGAACAAGUCCCCAAGAGGGAUGUGGUGACUUGGAACACUAUGAUCGCAGGGUAUGUCAAUGUUGGGCAGAAUGACCAGGCUCUGAAGUUGUUUGAGGAGAUGAGGAAUGCUGGAGAACAUCCGGACGAGGUUACAAUGCUCAGCCUUCUAUCAGCUUGUUCACAGUUAGGAGACUUGGAGACUGGAAAGAGUGUGCAUUCUUCAAUCUUGCAAGUGAGCAAGGGAGAGUUGGGUGUUUUACUUGGUAAUGCUGUUAUAUCCAUGUAUGCUAAAUGUGGCAGCAUAAAAGUUGCAGUUGAAGCAUUUCAAGGGAUGAAAGACAAGGAUGUUACUUCAUGGAAUUCAGUUAUAGGAGGAUUGGCUCGAAAUGGGCAUGCUGAUGAAUCAAUCAGGUUGUUUGAAGAGAUGCUGAGAUUGGGAAAAAUUACUCCAGACGAGAUCACUUUUGUUCAAGUGUUGAUUGCUUGUAAUCAUGCCGGGAAGGUUGAUAAGGGGCGUAGUUAUUUUGAUCUGAUGAUAAAUAGGUAUGGUAUAGUUCCAAAUAUGAAGCACUAUGGGUGUAUUGUCGACAUGCUGGGGCGUGCAGGGUUAUUGACAGAAGCAUUUCAGUUCAUUGACAAAAUGAAUGUUGAACCGAAUGGCAUUAUUUGGAGGACCCUUCUUGGGGCUUGUGCAUUGCAUGGAGACAUUGAACUUGGGAAGCGUGCAACCGAGAAAUUAAUGAAGCUAAGAAGAGAUGAGAGUGGAGACUACGUGUUGCUUUCCAACAUGUAUGCUGCAGUAGGUGAGUGGGGUGGGUUUGAGAAGGUAAGGCAGGUAAUGGAUGAUUAUGGAGUGUGGAAAGAGCCUGGCUACAGCAUUAUGGAACCCGAUAACAAAGCUUCUUGCAGUGUGGAAAGAGCCUGGCUACGUGAUGAUCAUUAAGCUUCUAUCUCCGCCAAGAAGCAGCCAUGUUUCAUAGAGUUGAGUGUCACAAAGUUCUUGCAGGUAAAUGCAACAAAAACUCUUCAACUAUUUAGAAGCAAUUUAUUUUGUUUGCAAGAGUGCAAUUAUUAAAUUUGUUGGCAAUGGAGAAGUGAACUCGACUUUUGUUAUGCUUAAUGAAAUUUGUGAAGCUGAAUUCAUUGCGCUAUAGUUCAAUUGUUGUGUUCCAGCAGCUUCGACUAUGGUUCAUCUGAGUGUAAGUUGCUGGGAAUAAUUGGAAGUUUAUGUCCAGUUAAAUGCACAGAUGCCAUUGACUUGAGGACUGAAUCCAGUGUGUAUGCGAAACUAUUAAAUGUUCAGAAAGCAAAAGAUGGAACAUUCUAGCUGAAAUGGAACAUAAAUUGGUAGUCCAAAUAAUGUCUUACUGCUUAUGAAACUAUCAUCUCAAUGAAUUGUAACACAUAAACUUGCACGCAGAGAAGGCAAGUUUCAAGAAAGUAGAAAAGCAUAACCAAUGCAGUCAAAAUCUAGAUUUUAAGUAAAAUCGAAAACUGAGGUAGACAAACACAACUAAUCCAUAUAUUUUUCUUGUACAUAAUAGAAACACACAAAUAAGAAACCCGAAACAUUAUAGAUAUCACUGUUAAUUAAUUGUUAAGAGUAGAAAAUCACAUAAGAUCAUUAGGAUCAACAUUAACAUCGCUUACACAUCAUCGUCAUCAUCCCCAACCUCACUCUCAUCGUUUUUAUUUGUUUAAGGACUAAUAUCAUUACUCUUAUGAUCACUUGAAGUACUUUCACCAUUAACCAUAUUUCCUUGAUUGCCAUCAUUUGGAAAAGAUAACUCAUUGAUUGAUGCAUUCCCUUCUUAAUUGAUAAAAGGUCGGGUUAGUGGUGCUGAAGGAUUGGGAGAUGAACAAAAGCUUGCAAUGGAGAUUUGGAUUAUUGUGAGGGUGGUGGGAACAAACUACAAGCUAAUUGGGAGGGUGGAAGAUAUUCGUUGAUGGAAGGAGUUGGGCACCGACGUGCGAAAGAGGAAGAUACGAGGAAGAGAAUGAAAAUAAAUUGAGGGUUAACUAUCAGGUUGGGGUUGUGUUGUUCAUUAUAUUGGGUUGGGGAAAGUAAAUUUGACUCGGUUCA
Linum trigynum is the source of this 3786-nucleotide messenger RNA. Lineage: Eukaryota; Viridiplantae; Streptophyta; Magnoliopsida; Malpighiales; Linaceae. The record is from the annotation of a GenBank genome assembly.